UGCCCGGCGAAUGUUGAUUCGGAAGGUCAUCAAUAACUGAGACGAGCCUUCUGCCUCUUUGCCAUAGUAACUGCAUUACCUGCAUGUCUUCACAUCGCAGAUAUUGUACAUCCUGACGAAACAGGUGCUGAAGUAGGAGCUACGCCGGGAGACGACUGGCUUAUGUAGGCUGCUGAAUUUCAACAAAUUAACGCAGACAGUAAGGUCGGAAAUAUAGGCUGUGCCGCUAUUGUCUAGGCUACAUUUCUACACUGCCUAAUCCACGAAUGUCCUUCUCGCAGCUCACAGCGGAAAUGAUGUUGUCCUGGAUCUUCUGAAAGGUGGGCCCAGCAUAUUCAUUCAGAACUGUUGGACGGGCGCCAUGGCUACAGACCCACUGAGAGAAACCGUUCUGAUCAACCCUGCUGAUAAUAAGAAAAUGGAGCCCAGAGUCAACGAGAAGAAAUGCUCAUGGGCGUCUUACAUGACAAACUCCCCUACCGUGAUCGUGAUGAUUGGCCUUCCGGCGAGGGGGAAGACCUACAUGUCCAAGAAGCUGACUCGAUACCUCAACUGGAUAGGAGUGCCAACUAAGGUGUUCAACCUGGGGGUGUACCGACGAGAGGCCGUCAAGUCAUACAAAUCCUACGACUUCUUCCGCCAUGACAAUGCGGAGGCCAUGAAAAUAAGGAAACAUUGUGCCUUGGUUGCUCUACAGGACGUGAAGUCCUACUUGAACGAAGAAGGAGGACAAAUUGCGGUAUUUGAUGCCACAAACACAACAAGGGAGAGGCGAGACCUCAUUCUGGGCUUUGCCAAGGAGAGUGCAUACAAGGUGUUCUUUGUGGAGUCUGUGUGCGACGACCCAGAAAUCAUUGCUGCCAACAUUCUGGAAGUGAAGGUGUCCAGUCCAGACUACCCAGAGAGACACAGAGAAAGGGUGAUGGAUGACUUCCUGAAAAGAAUCGAGUGUUAUAAGGUCACAUACCAGCCACUGGAUCCUGAUGAGUAUGAUAAAGACACGUCCUUCAUCAAGGUGAUUAACGUGGGCCAGAGAUUCCUGGUGAACCGCGUGCAGGACUACAUCCAGAGCAAGAUCGUGUACUACCUGAUGAACAUCCACGUGCACUCACACUCCAUCUACCUCUGUCGCCAUGGCGAGAGCGAACACAACGUGCAGGGCCGCUUAGGGGGGGACUCCGAGCUGUCUCCACGCGGGAAAGAGUUUUCACAUGCACUGAGGGGUUUUAUAGAGGAACAGAGGCUGCUGGACCUGAAGGUGUGGACCAGCCAGCUGAGGAGGACCAUUCAGACAGCAGAGGAGCUGGGCGUGCCCUAUGAGCAGUGGAAGAUCCUCAACGAGAUUGAUGCUGGUGUUUGCGAGGAGAUGACCUAUGAGAUGAUCCAGGACACACUCCCGGAGGAGUUUGCCUUGCGGGACCAGGACAAGUACCAUUAUCGCUACCCCGGAGGAGAGUCCUACCAGGACCUGGUGCAGCGGUUGGAGCCUGUGAUCAUGGAGCUGGAGAGGCAGGGAAACGUGCUGGUGAUCUGCCACCAGGCCGUCAUGCGCUGCCUGCUCGCAUACUUCCUGGACAAGAGCGCAGAUGACCUGCCAUACCUGAAGUGCCCCCUUCACACUGUCCUCAAGCUCACCCCUGUGGCUUAUGGCUGUAAAGUAGAGAUGUUCUACUUGAAUGUCGAGGCAGUGAACACACAUCGCGACCGACCAUUAGAUAAAGUUCAGGACGCCGGCAUGCCUAUCCUGCUCCGGCGAAACAGCUAUACUCCCCUGUCCACUCACGACCAGGUCAAGAGACCACGACUGUACAGCGCCGGGAACUGGCUCCCCUGCGCCCCGACGCCUGUGGACCUGCAAUUCCCUGAGGGGCCAGAGGGGGAGCUGUUGCUGCAGCAGAGUCACGAAUCCCUGUCUGAAGGAAUCGACUGUGACGAUGCUGAAGAAGCUGCUGACCACGUCUACUUCUGAAGAGAAGACCAGCACACACACACACACACACACACACACACACACACACACAAAUACAUAUGCACUCACAAACACAACUUUCCCCAUUCCACCCAGCCCUUCUAUACCAUGCCUAUUAACUGUCUCUGAAUCCAUUGAACUUGGGAUCUGGCCUCCAUCUUUGUCAUUUUCUUGGCAUUUCAUAUUGAAAAAGCUGGCAACGCACAACAGAGCAAACCACGUGUGCUCAUAAACCGUAUCGAUUGAUAUAGAUGUAAUGAUCGAUGUAAAGAGAUGCCUUAGAACCAUGAUUGUAAACAGACUUGAGCCACAAUGUCUCCCUGAAAGUAAGGGCUGUUGCUUGGGGUCAAAGGUUAUUGUGAUGAUCAUUUGUCAGACCUUUAUUUAUAGAUAUAUAGACAUAUGUAGUAUGUACUGGCUUUGGCAGUGUUUUUACACUGAGCAGUAAUUCUUAAAGCUUUUCAUUCAAUGCUACAUUAUACUGACAUUAUCAGUCCUAAAAGGGUGAUUUAGAUGUACAUGCAAAGAGUUUGAUUAAAAUUUAGAUAUUAGGAGUUGCUGUGGUCUCUCCAUCUAUUGACUGAAAAUGAGAGAAAUAAAAAUGGGGUUCUUUGGUGAGUGUUUUUUGGAUAUACUGUACUUGUAGUCUGUAGCACAAUAUAGCUCUUAAGUCUGGGAGUCUGUAAUCAGCACAUUAACACAGAGGAAUUAAAGGAUAUGUUACAGGGUGGUUGUAUUUUUGUAAUUUUAUUUUAUUCAAAGCUCUAUUCUUACAAGAACGUGCUAUUUUCUUAACAGUUAUGCUGUAGCGAACACUAAUGUGCCAUGUAUUAUUGAGGCAUCCUCUACAGUCCUCUGAGAAUGGUAUGCUAAGCAGUUAUUCCCUUUAAUUACUGUUACUCGUAUGGUAACAAAGCGUACAUAUGACUCUAGCAAGUCACCAAAUCUACUAACAUUGCGUUCCUUUUGGAUGUGCUUUUGCCGGUUUGUUUAAAGGGUAAACCCCUGGAAUGAAUCGCUUUGCUUACACAAUGGAAAGUCGUGAGGCAAAAACCUUGGUGCUUUGUACAUUGUGUCUAGUCAACAGAUCCUUUCACACACAACGUUGUCCGGAUGGGUUGGAUAGGCUGUGCCAGGAUAGGCCAACAGUAAAGCCGAGACCCCACUCAAAAGAACAGUGGGGGAAGAAUCCAUUGAUCUGAUAGCAAUGCAAGAAAAAUGUUUUUUAAACAAAAUGUUUCCAGUACAUGAAAAUGAAAAUGAUAUGAUUGCACAGAAGCUUGCCAAAGUAGCCCCAGAUCAUCUUGAAUGUGGUGAGAUGUGUGUCUUUAAAACUGGGUUAUGGACGUUAAAUAUUGGAAAUAUUUGGAAUGCAAAAUGUUUUUUGGCAUGUAUAUGCCAUUAAAACAAUUACUGGAACCAAAAACUUAUUGUGCAUACACUUGAUACUGUGAUGGUUUCAUAUUUAUUUUUAAACAUGAAUGACUGAGUCACUAUUAUUUGCCAAUAGAUGACUUAUGAUGAAUAAUUUCAGCAUUUAAUCCAGAUACAUGUUUGUACAUAAUUAUUCUAUCAAUGAGUAUAUUGGCCUCACAGUAAUAUAUGGAACUAUAUUUAUUGUGAAGUUAUAUUAAUCUGUUUGAAUCAGGUCACAUGUUGUGUUCGUGUCCCUGGCCUGUUCCUAACAUACUAUGCUGCAUUGCUAUAGAUGUGUUCUUGAAUGUCUUCUGUAUCCUAUUAAAAAUGCACUGGUAAAAUUGUAUUAAAUUAUAAAUGCAUUUAGCAGAUGCUCUAUCCCUCAGUGACUUGCACAACUUUUGCAUUUCUGCAUGGUAUCCAUUUAUACUGCUGGAUAUAUAGUGAAGCAAUGUAGGUUAAGUACUUUGCUGAUGGGUACAACAGUAGUUUCCUACUGUAUCUGAUAAUCAAAUCCGCAACCUUUUGGCGAUAAGUCUAAAGGACACUUCCUUGUCCAUUAUGCUAGACUACCAACAAGAAUCCAGCCGCAGUUGCAGACUAAUUCAAGCAUUAUCAGUUUUGUAUUUCUGCAUGUGUUGCCUUUCGGAGGAGGAGAACUAUGUAAUUCAUGGAUGUGCACUAUAUGUGUGCCCUUAUUUCCGCAUUUCUACUUGUCCAUUCACAUCCAUGUCCAUUCAGAAAGCAGUGAAAUAGUACACAACAGAACAGUGCCAUGUAAACUCCCCUGCUCAUGAAUGUAUUCCCAAACUGUGGAACACUGUAUCGUUCUAUUGUCUUCAAGUGGCUAGUAUAUUGUCUAUAAUUCAAUAAACAAUGUGAAAGGUU
Molecule: messenger RNA, 4273 nt
Organism: Conger conger (European conger)
Lineage: Eukaryota; Metazoa; Chordata; Actinopteri; Anguilliformes; Congridae
Product: 6-phosphofructo-2-kinase/fructose-2,6-bisphosphatase 2-like
Exons: 16
Coding region: 362-1969 (535 amino acids)
Biological process (GO): fructose metabolic process; fructose 2,6-bisphosphate metabolic process
Cellular component (GO): cytosol
Molecular function (GO): fructose-2,6-bisphosphate 2-phosphatase activity; ATP binding; 6-phosphofructo-2-kinase activity
Source: RefSeq, a predicted model, not a curated record